Messenger RNA from Oryzias melastigma (Indian medaka), 4120 nucleotides. It is a transcript of the gene eloa, whose product is annotated as elongin A. Gene Ontology annotation, cellular component: nucleus; elongin complex. The record is from RefSeq and is a predicted model, not a curated record. The transcript is spliced from 12 exons. NCBI's taxonomy places the organism in Eukaryota, Metazoa, Chordata, Actinopteri, Beloniformes, Adrianichthyidae. The coding region runs from base 53 to 2026 and encodes 657 amino acids. Gene Ontology annotation, molecular function: protein binding. Gene Ontology annotation, biological process: transcription elongation by RNA polymerase II.
UCCAGUCCGGAUCAUCAAACCGUUUCCGGGCGACAGGGUACCAGCUGUAAACAUGGCGGAAGACCUGCUAGAAACAGUGGAGAGACUUCAGUCCCGGAUUCUGGACAAUCCGGAGCCUCGUAAGCUCCUGAAGGCUCUCAAGAGACUGGGAGAGCUGCCCAUGACUGUGCACAUACUGGUGGAAACUGGAGUUGGGAAAACUGUGAACUCCUUCAGGAAACAUCAAGUUGCUGGAGAGCUGGCCAAAAGCCUCGUGGCCAAAUGGAAGAAACUGGUUCCUCAGUCAGCAGACAGACCCAACAGCCAUGCCAAAGAGGGCCCCUGCUCACAGGCUCAAGGCCACAGGCACCAGCGAGAGCCCUCCCCUGAGGAGCAAAGCUACAUGGAGGAAGAAGAGGAGGAGCAAGGCUACUACCACGGCAAUUACUCUCCCUCGCCACCUCAUCGAAACCAGUACAGCCCCCCUCAGCCAAAUGCCUAUCAAUCAGAUGAAUACGAGAGUCCAGAGCAGGAGCCAGAGCCCAGCCCUCCUCCUCCUCCUCCGCCUCCUCGGAAGGAGGUUCGCCACGCCAAACCAAGCAAAGACAAAAACCAUCACCACAGCGACCGACACAAGGACAGAGAUGAAGAGCGGCGACAGCGGCCUGCUGAGACGAGUACUGAUCGAGGAGGGGGUGGUGAUGGAAAGAAACGCAGCGGAGAACGGGAACGACAGAGCAGUCCGGUGGAGAAAGUCGCCAAGCACAGCAGGAAGUCCACGACGCACAGCAGCAAAAGGGAGGAGAAGAAGAAGAAGGGAGGAGACGAUGGUGAGGGCUCAGGGCGUCCAAAAGCAUCGAAGGACUCUCCGUCCAGAGUGGAAGAAGAGGAGGAGUUUGAGAAGCACACCAUGUCCUUUGAGUCCUUCCUCACAUACGACACGCCGGUCAAGAAGAAGAAGAAGAAGCAGCAGUUGCCCUCAUCUUCGUCACACAAGCAGCCCUCUCACUCGUCCUCUUCCCGUCACUCUCGCACGUCUCCUCCACCCGCCCCUUCGUCAUCCGGUAAAGAGAGCAAAGCGAACGGGGCGCAGGGCACCAAACGGCCUCGCUCCAGCUCGAGCUCCUCAGCGGCCGGGCAGACGCCAGAGAAACGCAGGAGGGUUGUUGAAGCUCUUCCAACUCUCCCAGAAAUCCCUUUGCCUGCGAUUCAGCCCAAUUACAGACCUCUGCCCUCCAUAGAAACGCCACUGUCACCUCAGAGGCGCAAAGUUCCCGUUUGCAACGAUGAGGAGGACGCAGGCUUCACAGGGAAACGCUUCAACUCUAAGAUGGUUGUUUACUCCGGAUCCAAAACCGCAUACCUGCCCAAGAUGAUGACUCUGUACGAGCAGUGCAUCCGGGUGCUGCAGAACAACAUUGACUCCAUCGCUGAAGUGGGAGGAGUCCCGUAUGAGAUCCUUGAGCCGGUGCUGGAGAGAUGCACCCCUGAGCAGCUUUACCGCAUCGAGCUGAGCAAUCAGUGUUUUACGGAAGAGUCCGACGACCUGUGGAAGCGCCACUGCCAGCGAGACUUCAAGCGCGAGUCUCCUCAGGAGUUCGAGUCGUGGAGGGAGAUGUACCUGCGGCUGCACGACGAGCGGGAGGAGCGGCUGAGGAUGCUCACCCAGAACAUCACCUCUGCACAUGCCAACAAACCCAAAGGUCGGCAGGUUAAGAUGGCGUUUGUGAAUUCUGUGGCCAAGCCUCCACGUGAUGUUCGGCGCCGACAGGAGAAGUUUGGGACCACCAGUGGCUCGUCCACAGCUUCUAUUGCAGCCGCCUCUCCUAUCAAAAUCAGACCGGUUGUUACAGAUGACUCUCGGGAGUCGAGCAGCUCCUCCUCCUCUCUGCUGGCCUCGCCUGCGCCUUCAUCCCGGCUCUCUGCACCAAGUGGAGGAGGUUCAGGAGGAGGAGGACUUGGUCGAGAGAAGCCAGCAGUCAAAAAAAUCGCCCCUAUGAUGGCCAAAACCAUCAAAGCGUUCAAGAACAGAUUCUCCCGCCGGUAAUCUGAAGGAGGCCGAAUGUAUUUUAUCAAUUACAACAGUUUUUAAUUAAUGCUACACAGCAUUUUACAAGGGACCUGCUUUUAUGGGCUUCAGUGAGGAGAUUUUGAGCUUGAACUUAAACCUUUACGAAUGAUUACAGAAUUGUGGUUAUAAUCCAAGUUCAAGUCUUCUGAGAGAAGAAUUUUUCAUUUUUUUCAAAGAUGUACUUUGAGUGGAAAGGCUUUUGUGAACAUCUAUCCACAAAUCUGUGAAACACAGAGGUGGCAGUGUCAUUGUUUGGGCCUGGAGAGCUAGCUAUCGUUGCUUGAUUACUGAAGACGGGAAAAUCACAACAAGGGAGAGCUAAAGAUUUUGUGGCCUCUGCCUCGGGUCCUUAAAGAGAAGCCCAAUUUCAAAAGUUAAACAUGACUGGUUUGUACUUCAAAUUGACUAAAAAUGAAAUGCUAUAGAUGCCAUAAAAAUAAUCCAUCUGAGCACAGAUUGCAGUCUUAUUUCCUAAGGGACAGAGACUGGGUCCAUGUCUCUGCCUUCAAGUUCAGUCACACAAUGUGUUAGAAUGUUAAAUGUUUUGCAAAAUCUGUGAACAGAUGCUCACAAAAGCUCUCCUACUGUCAAGGUGUUUUUGUCAAGUGAUAGCAUUUCAUGUUAUGAAAAGAAAUCCUUUCAUUUUGGAUUUCUGUGGAAGAUCCUCUUACUUAUGAGAAUAUUAAUUUACAAGCUCAAAAAAGAGACCGAUGCCAACCUGAGCCCAUAUUCUGUUUCCCUCAAACACACUUCAACCUACAGAACACAACCUAUGAACUCUGCAAUGAUAAAAAACAAUGGCUUACCGUGUUUUUAUGUAUAUUUGGGGAAAUUCAAUUUUAUAAAAUGAAAUCCAAAACAAUGGCCAUAGUGCAUAGAAAAGGAAUUUGCCACCUCAAAAAAAAAAACAUGCACACACUUAUGCUGUUACCUUUGAUUGUUUUAAGUGGGCGGUUUUAAAGACAUACUUUUGUGUUUUUUUGACCUUUUUUUCUUGGAGUUUAAUUUAAUGAAAGAAUGUGUUUUUCCAAACCCUUUAGCUGCUGCCAGACUCCACCACAGAGACUAAAAACAAGAAUCUAUUGAUGUUGAGCUGCUUCAGACUAUUUUAAUCUAAACUUUUUGGAAAAUAUGAAACAUCUACCGAGCAAAAAGAUAUAAAACCUUAUCAUACAUAUGGAUUUUUGAUUUAUUUGGCUGCUGGCAAUCAAAAUGUAUGAGCAGUGACACAUUAAACAGUUAAAACAUUAGAAUAAUUACAUUUUAAAGCAUCUUAAGACAAAGUAAAGGAGACAAAACUUUUGAGCCACAGAAACUGCUGUAAUCCCCCCCUUAUUAGUAAAGAAUUUGAUGAUAAGUUAAAUGAAAUAACUUGUUUUUAGUCUUUGUGCCAAACUGAUGAGUUGAAGGCCUUACUGCCUUUGCCACAGAAAUUAGAUUUGCAUCAACUUUCUAAUUUUAAGAAAACUUUCAGAACGUUUCUAAGAUCUUAAACUUUUCUUCAGAAAACAAAAUGAUUAAAGAAAAUGGUCAUUUUGAGUUCUCUUGUAUGACUAAAAGACACUACAGUACUGCCUGUACAUUAUUUUUCUGUUUUGUCUCAACACCGUUGACUGUCUAAGAGAGCAUGUGAACCAUCUGAGUUGCUGGAAAAGCCUGCUUUUAAGAAACAAACAUACAGUUCAUUUUCAAUUUUAUGUUUUGCUCGGCACAUCUUCAGUGUGUAGAACGAAAUGAAAGCAGAAACACACAUUACUGAUUAUAUUUUUAUCCUCCUGUGGCAUUGGAUGAUGUUCUGCUGUUGAAAGUGUGACACCCUGUUUCUGUCUGCUCUGUAAUAAACUGCUACAAUGAGGGUUGGUGGCUCUGUAAGAAGAGCAAGAGGGACGGUAGAACAUAGGACGCCUGCAGCUUUGGACCAUCAUCAUAAGGAGAUGUAUUUAUUUUCAACUAUGGGACCUCCACAGCUUGGGCCCCAACAGAAGCUAGAUUAAAAUUGUAAUUUUAUUAGAUUUUAAUAAAUGUUAAAUGGUCAUUUUUAUUAAAAUUGACUUUUGCCCUGAACAAUAA